AUGGUUCAAUCCUACGAAACCAGAAAUGGUGUUAGUCGCAAAAGUACCAGUUUUACAGACAAUUUAAAAUCACUGUUUGGAAAACGCAAAAAUCCACCACCCGUAGAUAAUAAUCAGCGGCAUGUUCCUUACGCAAAAGCGCCUAUCGCUGAUCCGGAAGCUAGCGAACCGACGUCACUAGUUAGUAUUAGCGAGGAAAAUAAUAACAACAACAAUAGCAGUAUAAUUCGUCCACCUGACGUGAUAUCGAUUGCGGACGAUUGUGCGAAUCGUUAUGAGAUUAGGAAGCCGACCAAAAGAAAGCUACCGAAGAGGACAGUAGGUCGAUCGGGCGAACAAGGAAAGCCGGUCCGAAGAAAGUCUUUCGGACGACGAAUCAAUAACCUGUGGAAUAAUUUUGGAUUGCUGAGAAGUUCGGAAAAAAUUGUAGAGUUUGCCAGCGGUUAUGCUGCUUUUCAACAUGUCCGGGAAAAUCUGGAAGAUCUCGAUAGAAAAACGGAAGCAAACGAGACUGACCUGGUAUUCUUGCAGGGAAUACUGGAAAAUCCGGCAGUUACUCAAGUGAUUAAGAUCCAGGACAAACUCGAAGAGGUCCUACCACCGCUGAAACCAAUUCGCCUAAAUAACAUUUCACUGAUCCGGGAGGUGGUCGAACGGUGCAGUCUGUCGCGUAAUCCACAUGCCCGCGAAUUAGCUCGAAUAUUCCGAUAUCCACAUUUCCGAGCAUUAAUCGAAUCACACGACGAAAUCGGCGAACUUACGGUUCAGAAACUGCGUAGUCACCCACCGAGUAGCGCUAACGGAGGCAGUACUAGUCCUGCUCAGCUUUCGCCGGGCAGCAGCAGCCACUCCGAAGUCGAUAGUUCGUUCGAUACCGGAAUCACCACGGCCGGAAACGGGAUGCCCGGGGAAACCAUUAAAAUGGUUGGCAUUCGGCGGAACCCGAAUGAACCGUUGGGACUGACGGUGGAGGUGGACGAACACGAUCAACUGGUGGUGGCACGAAUCAUCGCUGGCGGUAUGAUCGAUCGGCAGGGUCUGCUGCACGCGGGCGACGUAAUACUGGAGGUGAACGGUGUACCGGUAGCGACGCCCGAGGAUCUGCAGACCGAAAUUUCCCGCGCAAAGGAGUCCGUCACGUUGAAGAUCGGACCCAGCCUGGAGGAGGAGAUGAAAUCCGCUCGCAUCACGAUGGCCGGUGGACAGGUAAAGAGUGGGAAAAAUUUAGAGACGGGCAAGAAAUUGACGUGUUAUAUGCGUACCCUGUUCGACUACAACCCGACCGAGGACAAUUUGCUGCCAUGCCAGGAAAUUGGUCUACCAUUCCAGCGGGGUGACAUUCUGCAGAUUAUUAAUGUAAAAGAUCCAAACUGGUGGCAGGCGCGCCAUGCCGGCGAGGACGGACCAAUCGGGUUGGUACCUUCGCAGGAACUGGAGGAACGUCGACAGGCCUACGUAGCACCGGAAGCUGACUACGUGCACAAAAUCAGCAUUUGCGGUACAAAGAUCUCCAAGAAGAAACGAAAGACGAUGUACAAAACCAAGCAAAAUGGCGAGUUUGACAAGGCGGAUCUGAUGCUCUAUGAAGAAGUUACCAAAAUGCCUCCAUUCAAGCGAAAAACUUUGGUGCUGAUAGGGGUCGCCGGUGUCGGUAGACGAACGCUCAAGAAUCGUCUGAUCAACAGCGAUCCAGACAAGUUUGGAUCUGUUUUACCUCACACUACUCGUCAACCGAGACCGCUGGAAGAAAGUGGUAAAGCCUACUGGUUUACCGAACGGGAAACUAUGGAACAAGAAAUUAAAGAAAAUCGUUUCUUGGAAUUUGGGGAACACAAUGGAAAUUUGUACGGGACGCAUUUGGAUUCCAUUCGGGAUAUUAUACGACAAGGAAAAAUGUGUGUUCUGGAUUGUGCUCCGUCUGCGUUAAAAACAUUGCACAACAGUGCUGAGUUUAUGCCAUACGUGAUCUUUAUUGCCGCUCCUGGAAUGGAACAAUGGAAGCAGCUACAGGCGGAACGCAGAUCAGCACACGGAUCGAUGAAGAGUUUGCAGUUUGACCGGCAAAGCUCGAUCCGAUUCAGUUCCCGUCGUGCAAAGACAUUGGAAUCGCUGGCAUCACUAUACGAGGACGAAGACCUCAUUUCGGCGGUUGAGGAAAGUGCCUUACUGCAGCGGAAGUACGAUAAAUAUCUAGAUAGAGUAAUCGUCAACGAAGACUUCGAUGUCACAUUCCGGGCAGUGACGGAUGCGCUGGAAGCGCUCAGUCACGAACACCAGUGGGUUCCUGUAAACUGGAUCUACUAGAACAAUUAGUGUACGACAACAAUGGAAUACCUUAUUGCGAAAGAUGUGUUCAUAUCAAGGAAUACGCCAUACGUUUAUGCAUUCGAGUUCGGCGCGAUCACUAGCGGUCGUUUCUCCAACAAUUAUACCACUUUUAAUGUAUUUUCAUAUCGUUGAAUCAUAUGACUAUCUUUAAGAUGAACGAUGCAAUAUUAGCUUCGCAGCCCCCAUGUCGUACUAUCGUUAUAGUAUCAUUACAUUAGUAGUCAUCUAUUUUAGCGGUUAAAAAUAACACAAAGGAAAUGCCUCCAUUAUUAAUUAAAAUAUGUAGUAUUUAAAAACAGCAUAAUAAUGUCAGUGAAAAGUAAUUGUUUCGUCCAUUAGCUUUAGUGUCCAAUAGAGUUUUAUUUCUCAACAUGAAUGUUACUACUAUCUUUGAUUCUAAAUAACGUCGAAUCUCAACAGAAAAUCAAGAGAAUAUCCAUAGGAUAUAAUGAGUUAUAAUGAUUUGAAUGAAUUUAACGUCGGUGAAAGUGUAUGAAAUAAAAAGUUUAUUGAAUAUUUUCCGUGAGUGUUAAGUUCAAAGAGUUGUUUCAAAAACUAUUUGUUGUAGCGUUUAUCCUAAUUUACAGGAAUGGAAUGCGAAAUAUAGAAUAAGUUCGAAAAAAUCGAA
Messenger RNA from Sabethes cyaneus, 2956 nucleotides. RefSeq names its product protein PALS2 (gene vari). NCBI's taxonomy places the organism in Eukaryota, Metazoa, Arthropoda, Insecta, Diptera, Culicidae. Gene Ontology annotation, cellular component: plasma membrane; cell-cell junction. Gene Ontology annotation, molecular function: protein binding. The coding region runs from base 1 to 2304 and encodes 767 amino acids. The record is from RefSeq and is a predicted model, not a curated record. The transcript is spliced from 9 exons.